AAUCUUUGCACUAUUGGUCGUACCCAGGCUCUCUGACAACUCCUCCGCUUUCAGAAAGCGUCACCUGGGUUGUGUUUGAGAAUCCAAUGAGUGUAUCCAGUGAACAGGUACUUAUUUUAAAAACAUACACUCAAAUUCAAUCUUCAUCGUAAAUAGCAUUUACGAUUCACACUAGUUGUGCUUUGGUUUAAGUCUGAUUUACACUAUCAAAGUUUCUGUGAUCACAGUAGGAAUUUCGCAAAGGUAAAUUCUAAGUUUUGAAGUACACGAGCAGCAGUGUUUUAUGAGUAUUUUUAGGUAAAACACGCACUGCGAAUGUUUUAAAUUGCUUCAAAAACGAUCGAUCUAGUAAGUUCAUUGGCGAAGUAAUUUUCAAAAAAUACGCUUAGUAAGUCGAGAAAAUCAAAGUUAAAGUUUAUGUAAAUUAACGGAAAUCUCUAUCACAUAUAAAGAUACGACACGCUUAUGAUUUUUCUUUGUGUUUUCCUCAUGAAUUAUUAAUGAGUUUUUUAAGGAUUUAUAAGAAAUAGUUAGGUGAACUGACUUACUUUGAUCACAGAAACUUUGAUAAUCUAAGCCAGCUUUUAGGCUGCGCCCACACUAAACCGUUUUCGAGAGAAGAGUGGUCUAAUUACCUGGAACAAUAUGAAACAACUAUGUAUGUGUUUUGUUUAGGUUGCAGCCUUCCGGGAAAUCCAAGCAAGCGAUGGAAGCUGUGUCUGUCAAAAUUUCCGACCGACACAAGACUUGAACGGGCGUGUAGUGAAGGCAUCGUUCAAGCAUGGCCACGAAUGUGGACACGGACAUAGCCAUUGA
Messenger RNA from Paramuricea clavata, 816 nucleotides. The record is from the annotation of a GenBank genome assembly. Lineage: Eukaryota; Metazoa; Cnidaria; Anthozoa; Malacalcyonacea; Plexauridae.